This is a messenger RNA of Saccostrea echinata, 1470 nucleotides long. RefSeq lists its product as uncharacterized. Lineage: Eukaryota; Metazoa; Mollusca; Bivalvia; Ostreida; Ostreidae. The record is from RefSeq and is a predicted model, not a curated record. The coding region runs from base 28 to 1470 and encodes 480 amino acids. The transcript is spliced from 13 exons.
AAAGAAAUACAACAUUGAACACACAACAUGGAUAAUGCAUACAAAGAGGACGAGCAUACAUACGACUAUAUCGACUCCAGUGCCUUCUCUAACUAUGCUUACGAUGGCCUUACUAAUAUUCAAAAGAGCAGAGAGGUACUCGGACCAACCGCUCCAAAUAGAUCAUCUGUUUCAAAGAGUCGUCAGAAGCGAUGUUUGUUUUUGUCUAUCAUCACUGGUGUUAUCGUUAUAAUUAUCAUCGCUGUUGUCGUCGUGGUUGUUGUCAAAAAAAAUAAUGAAAGUAAACUUCAGAAAUCAAUGGAAUUUGAGGCCACCAUGACCCUAGUAGCACCAUGGCAACCAGAGUAUUCCGACCCCGAAAGUGAGGAAUAUCAAAGAUUUACAUCUGACCUCUUGACCCAGAUAGAGGACGGUUUAAGACAAAGUGAAAUUGGCGUGAACCUGGAUUUCAUCAUCAUAUUAAAUCUAAGACCAGGAAGCGUGAUUUGUGAUAUCAAAAUCUUCAUGAAAACUGUCAAGUUUUCAGUAAAUGGAGAGUCACGUAACAUUACUCCCUUUGUUAUUGCGAGUACAAUAACAGACAUUGUGAAGGAAGCCAAACAAAACAAUCCAGCCUCACUUCUGGCAAAAGUAGAUCCAUCAGAAAUAAGAGUCAGACAACCACAAACAGGGGCACUGUCUGCUACACAAUCAACAAGUAAUCCACCACAAACUUCAACGGCCGCCAUAAGAUCCUCAACAACAACAACAACAACAUGGUCCACAACAACAUCAAUAUUCCGCAGGACUUCGUCAAUUGUAUCAUCUACUCCAUCCACUAGUCCCAUCACAACAACAACUCUAGUCACAGAGGAUUAUUCACCGUGUACAAACAUUACCUACCUGGAAACGGUGCUAUUCAUAUUGUGUUAUGAUGACACUGCAUACUACCGAGCUCUACUUUCUAACGAUUCAACAAGAGCGUUAUGUCGAUUUCUGAAUAAAACGCUUCGCUGUAUAGUACAAGAAGUUGCCACCGACACAGGGAUUACCUGCAGUAGAGAUGAACAAAAUAAAUUCCUGGAGGAGAAUGCUGAUGACAUCCAGAAACAAUUAUCCAUAGACCCAAGGAUAUGUUUGUCCUCCAACCCUUAUCCAUCUUUUGAAACAUCCCCCUCUACUGUCUUCCCAGAACCGGACAUGACGACAUCAGCCAUCAUAACAGACAAUGGAUCACCUUGUACAAAUUCAUCCUACUUAGAGCAGCUGUUACUUAAAACAUGUGUAGACUACUCAAGAUACAUUGAGGCUUCUCAGUCAGACAACACAUUAAAAUGCAGAUUUAUGAAUGACGUCAUAGCGUGCGUAAUAAAUAAUGUUUUCAAUGAGACAGGUGUCCGAUGUACUAAGGACCAGAAAGAUGCAAUUAUUAAGGAGAACGCUGAUUUAGUUAGUCGUCUUCUGUCAUUAGAUAUAACAACAUGUAAGUAG